Theobroma umbraticum is the source of this 3443-nucleotide messenger RNA. RefSeq names its product PRLI-interacting factor. The record is from RefSeq and is a predicted model, not a curated record. NCBI's taxonomy places the organism in Eukaryota, Viridiplantae, Streptophyta, Magnoliopsida, Malvales, Malvaceae.
AGGGCCACAUCUCCAAACUUUCAGUACAUCAAGGACAAGGAAGCAAAUCCAAUCCCGUGAAACCAACCGACUCCAUCUAGAUCUCGUCAUGGACACGUGCAUCCCAUCAUGGCCGUCUAUAUUUAAUCCGUAAUAUCUCACCGUCCAGACAAUCUUCUUCUCGCCAUAUAAAAUCAACCGUUGGCCGCCUGAUGGGUUAGAAAAUCUCCAGAUCUUGGAAAUACGAAGCAAAAAAUAGGAAGAAGGAUGGAUUUCGAAGCAAUUUAAUCUAAUUUUUCGGUUUUAGAUUGAGAACAAAAGGAAGCAAAAGAAAUUAACGGAUCAAUAAUUCUUUUGAAUCUGGCGACAAAUUUCAAUUCUAAAACUGAAAAAUUAGGGUUUGUGUUUUCUUUCUAGAGUUCUUUGAUUCUUUUCUUGGGUGAAAGAACAAAAAAAAAAAAGAACGCGAUGAAUGAUCAGUCUCAACUGAUGAAUCAGCCACCUCAAAUGAUGAUGAAUUCCGUUCAGGUACAAGUUCCGGUUCAGCCACAGAUGAUGAACCAGUCUCAUCAGUUGAUGGCGGCGGCGGCGGCGGCUCAUUCUCAGGCGAUGAACCAGCUGGCUGCGGCUCAGGCUCAGUCGCAGCCGAUGAGCUCCGGUCCGCAGAUGAUGAAUCAGCCACCUAUUCCGAUGAUGUUGAAUCGAAGCUACAAGCCUUGGCAAUCUCAGGACCCAAACCCUAACCCUAACCUUGGCAAGAAAUUCCCUUCUUUCAAUCGUAAUAACAAUUGGAAGGGCAAGAAAGUCACCGCUGGUAAAGAUUCCAGAAAGUUCGAUAAUAAGCCUUUACCCAUGGCCUCUGUUUCUGCAAUUUCCUCUGUUUCCGCUGCUUCCGGUAGUAGUACUCAAGGGUACAAACCUCCAACUCUUAAUGAGCUCCAAUCUCAGAAUCGGUUAAAAGCCAGGAAAUUCUACGGCAACAAGAAGAAAUUCAAUAACAACAACAAUCGGUUUGCCCCCUACGCGCCGCGGAACACGACCUCGUUUAUAAUCCGAGCGAAAAAAUCAGGUGGGAUAGCGUCCUUGGUGUCUCCGUGUCCGGUGACGCCUGCGGUGCUUCCAACGCCGAUAUUUUCACCGUCGCGGGAGGUUUUGGGUGAUAUGGCGAAGGAAGAAUGGGGUGUGGAUGGUUAUGGGUCGAUGAAAGGGUUGAUUCGGCUUCGAUCACCGGAAGUUGGUCAUGAUGAUGAGGAAGAUGAGGAUGGGGGAAAUGGUGGGGGAUCGAGUGAGAGCGAUGUGGAAGAGCACGUGGAGGUGGAGAGGAGAUUGGACCAUGAUUUGAGUAGGUUUGAGAUGAUAUAUCCAAGUUAUGGAGGUGAUUAUAACAAUGUUUUGGAGAAUAGAGUUGAUGAUCAAGAUACCCAUAUAGCUCAACUGGAAGAAGAGAAUUUGACAUUGAAGGAAAGGUUGUUUUUGAUGGAGAGGGAAUUGGGAGAUUUGAGGAGGAGGUUACAGUUUUUGGAGAGGCAGAGUCAGGUAGUGGAAGAUGUUAAUGAGGAGGUUGUGGAGAAUGGGUCUGAUAAUGAGAGUGAGGGCGGAGGUUCUGAUGUUAGGGUGGUUACUGGUGCUGCUGAUCAUAAUAAUGUGCACAUGGUUGAGUUUCCCGCUGGAAAAAGUAGAAAUGUUGAUGUUAUGGAGGAGGAUAAUAGUGGUGAAAUGCCUCAGAAUGAAGGUCUAAGGGAUGCUAGUACGGAUGAGAUUGGAGCGGAAGGUGAUGUUGCAAGAGAAGGUGAGCUGAAAAAUGAAGGAAGAAGGGAUGAUGAAUUGAAGGGUCAAGUUUUGAGGGAGGAAAUAUUUCGAGACAAGGAAAACGAGGUCAAGGGUGAUGAACCAGGAGGCAGUGAGUUUGUAGGGGAGAAGAUGGUUGAAGAAGAGAAAGGUGAGUCCAGGUGUGAAGAAGCAAGGAAUGAGUCUGCUGACAACAAUGAAACAAGAAACGAGGAAGUGCACUCAUAAAGAGCAUUGGCGACGGUGACUAGUUAAACUGUCCCUCGUUAAUGUAAGUUUUUUCUCUAAACGUUGGUGCUUGGGCAUGUUUUGAUUAUGGUUAUUGAAACAUGCAACUUCUGGAUAUAUGCGGUCUAAGUAGAUUUGUAGUUUAGUUCUUAUUGUUCUUUUGCAUUUUGUUAGUUCGACAGGGAAAAGAGAGGAUGAAUUGGUUGUUCUCCUUUCCUUUCUCUGCCCUAAAUAUGAUUUAGAAAGUAGGCAUCCUUCCCAGCUUUCUUUUUCUUUUUGUCCUUUCUUUUUUGUUCGGAAAGGGUGAGAGGGGGUAGUGGGUGUAUUUUGUUUAGCUGGUAGGGGUUUAUCCCUGAAGGUUCUUUCCUUUACAGGCAUAUAUCUGUAUCAAUUUCACCUUCAUUAAGUUUGAAAAAGAACCUUCCAGUAUGUAAGGUAAAUUUGUGACUGAUGUACUUGCACUUCUUUUGCUUAAUGUCCUAAAACCUCUUUAACAUAUUUAUCUAUCAUUCUACUCAUUUUAAUUUUAAUUUGAGGAAUUUCUUUUACACUGUGUAUAAGCUUAUUUACUAACACAAGUAUUCUCUUUUCCUAUGUCUUAAUUACAAACUUAUUUUUAAAUUAAUUUGCCUUCUUAUGGGAUUUAUAUGUGGUAUUCUGGUUAUGUUUUUGAAUUAACAAAGUUGACAUCUGAUUAACUUGUCUUCUGUUAUUUAUUAUAGAAUGUCAUUUUUUUUUAACGAUAUUAUAAUGAGCUUUCCCCUUGUUAGCAUGCUGAACUUCCCUCUUCACCAUAUGGGUAAGUAUAUUUAAACUUGUUAUUUCUGCUUGAUUCUGAAUUGUUACUGCAGAAAUUAGGUAAUCAGAUUUAUGAUUUUGAGACUGUCCACUACUCUGUUAAUUGAUUAAUUUGUUUUACGGUAGAGGUAAUUAUCGUACAACUCUGCCAGCAAGAAUUGCUCAAUGGAAGACAGUCUUUUCUAUGUCUAAUUUUCCAUCUAAAGUUAGUUGCAUGUUUCAUCUCGAAAGUACUUUUCUAGUAUUAUUGGUCAUGGUUAUUGAAGCAUGCUUUCCAGUCUAAGUUGUGCAGACUGGAAAGGCUGCUUCAAAAACCCAACUUCUGGAUAUGCUCAAUGCGCACAUCAUCUCGAGAUGAUGCUUUGUAUUAUUGGUACUUUUAAUUGGGUUUUGGGAAUGGAUGAAGAAGCUGUGCAGAUUGCAGGUGUAAGUAUUCAAAUGGUAAGACCUGAAUCUUGGUAACUGUAGAAGCUUCAUCUGUUUCAUCAGCCACAAAUCUUCUUACUGUUCAGUUGCAGACUUUGGACGUUUAGUAGUUUCUUUUGUUAUUACAUAUUAUUGAAGUUGUAGCCAGUUAUAAAAACCGACUGAGCCUCCUUGUAAUAGUAUUCUUGUUUGAAUGUGAAGAAUUCUUUCUUUUUUUUGGUAAA